Molecule: messenger RNA, 885 nt
Organism: Puccinia graminis f. sp. tritici CRL 75-36-700-3
Lineage: Eukaryota; Fungi; Basidiomycota; Pucciniomycetes; Pucciniales; Pucciniaceae
Exons: 3
Coding region: 1-885 (294 amino acids)
Cellular component (GO): cytoplasm
Molecular function (GO): oxidoreductase activity
Source: RefSeq, a predicted model, not a curated record
AUGUCGAGCUGCGUAGCCUGGAUUAUGGCCACUUUGACUUCCCCAUCUGUUGUCGAAAGUAGGACAUCAACCCCACAAAAUUGCUCAGUACAGCCGAUCAAUCCGGGCGGGCCGAUUAUUGAACAUGACGCACUGGACCGUCUGGUCAUAGGUCUUUAUGAGGGCGAAGGGUUCGCCGAAAACCACGAUGAUCCCGAUCAGCGGCCUUGUAAUUGGUAUGUUGAGGGCUUGUUGGAUGAAGAUGGGACUGCUCUCAUCGGUGCCGCUCGGACGGAAAAACUUCAGUGUGGCACAAAUGAGAUGCAAUUGUUUUUAGACGUCAUCACCGCUGGCGGUUGUAAGGCUGAAGCUGUGGGGCACAUCCAACCAGCCAGGUGGGCUAAGAAUAUGGUCAAUGGAGCCUUCUCAACAAUGUGUACAUUAUCUCGUGCCUCAAUAGCCCAGUUUCUAGCACCCGAUUUCCUGCCGCAUACACUCCCAGCAGUCAGAGAGACCAUGGUAGAAAUGCUUUGUGUUGCUAGAGCACUUGGUUAUCGUGAGGCGGAACUCUCUGCCGAAACAGUGGAUGAAGUCAUCAGUUUAAUGCUCCAGAACUCGCAGUCAAAGGGUAGCGUGUCAAGACUACCGUCGGCCCUAAAGGCAUCGCCUGCAAAUCAAGCAACUGAUCGGAGGAUCAAUCCUGAUGUACCCCCGGAGGAUAAAGAUCCGGAUGGUACGGAAGUCAAGAACAUAGGAGUUGAUGGCCCCAUGGAACAACCUUCAUUCAAGCCAAGUAUGUUAAUCGACAUGGAGAGGAACCGGCCUAUAGAACUCGAGCCCAUCAUCGGAGCAGUCUUAGAGAGAGCCAAAAGUAAAGCUAUUGAAACACCACGACUUGAUCUGUAA